Messenger RNA from Fusarium tjaetaba, 519 nucleotides. RefSeq lists its product as uncharacterized. The transcript has 3 exons. The record is from RefSeq and is a predicted model, not a curated record. Lineage: Eukaryota; Fungi; Ascomycota; Sordariomycetes; Hypocreales; Nectriaceae. The coding region runs from base 1 to 519 and encodes 172 amino acids.
AUGGACUGGUCCCCGAGCAAGUCCCCGCGGGCAACCGAGGAGUUUCCUCGACUUUGUAGCGGAGACUACGACGCUGAGGAACACCCCUGCGACACUUGUGAUGAUGAUAACGUUGAAUGCUACCCUGGAAAUGAGCGGAUGGGAGAUCUGCUUCACCGCUUGAUCAAGCACAUCAAGGCCAAUGCUCAUCUCAGUAAGACGGCGUACGAAUCUGACGCCAAGACUAUUCGCCUUCGUAAGAAGGCCAACCGAGCUCUCGCAUCGGACUUCGAUGCACACGACCUGGCGUAUCCGGAGGACCGUCGCGCUGAGCAACAGGACGCCAUUGCCAUCAACACGCUCGCCUGUUUGAUCGACAUCAGCAACAGUCAGCGCAUUCAAGCACAGUGUGCUCUCGUCAGUAUUGGCCUCAACUCUCGCUUCAGCUCCCAGAUGCCCGCCCGUUGUGGUCCCGAGAAGAUGCCUGCGGAGUGUCUUGGAGAACUGAGUUCUGAUUCUGAGGAAGAUGGGGAGAACUAA